AUGGACGAAGACGGUUUUAAGAUAGUAAGAUACAGGAGGAAACACCCACGCAAAAAAUGUGAAACGAAGCAGGUGGAAAGGUUAGAAGGGUCAGUGGAAGAGGUUCAAAUCGCGAUGGAGAAAGCUAAGAUACAGUUAGAGAACAGUGGUCUCAGCUUGUGGGUUAUCAAUAAUAUUCGGUCGCUUCUUGGUGUUCGUCGAGUCACGGAUAUUUAUGUCAUCGGGAAUGGCCAUUUUGAUGCACCUUGGGAGCCCGGAACACAUCAGUUAGCGUUGAUGCAAAGACUAUGUGUUGAAUUUGAUGCAAAGAUGAUAUUUCAGCUUAUAUUAUGUUGGUUUAAGGAACCUUGCAUCAGCAAAGCUGAACGGGAGUAUUUGAGCAAACAGGAAAAAGUGGUUUGUCGCGAUUCUACUGAUGUUCAUGUCCAGUUUGAUCUUAACGAUGUCCACAGUGUUUGUUUGGUAGUACUUAUUCAUGGCCUCCACAGUAUCCUCGAGGAUUUCCUUUCUUUCAUUUGGUUCACGAACUUGAACAAUAUUAUUCUAAUAUGUAAUGACUACAGAGAUUUUGACUUGAUUGAUGAAGUUGCAAAGAAAGAUUCUAACUAUCAUUUUCUAAAUGCUUUUCGUAAAUAUGCAACAUUCCUCACCUUUCCUGAAUACGUCCCAUAUCCUUCGUUCUUCCUCAAUUCAUCACUUGCUUAUAUCAAACACAAUUUUUCUGCUUAG
Molecule: messenger RNA, 729 nt
Organism: Angiostrongylus costaricensis
Lineage: Eukaryota; Metazoa; Nematoda; Chromadorea; Rhabditida; Metastrongylidae
Source: the annotation of a GenBank genome assembly